This is a messenger RNA of Lepidothrix coronata (blue-crowned manakin), 5065 nucleotides long. RefSeq names its product gap junction protein beta 7 (gene GJB7). The record is from RefSeq and is a predicted model, not a curated record. Lineage: Eukaryota; Metazoa; Chordata; Aves; Passeriformes; Pipridae. The coding region runs from base 2669 to 3454 and encodes 261 amino acids. Gene Ontology annotation, biological process: cell communication. Gene Ontology annotation, cellular component: connexin complex. The transcript is spliced from 2 exons.
UGCCAAGCGUGUUUUAUGUUAUGAAGCCACUGAAAAUGUAGUUUAGAAGUUGUAUUUUCAGGGAAGUGAAUGUUUGGCAGCUAAGAUCCUGAAGCCCAGAAAGGAAGAUUUGUCCCAAAUCACUGCAGAAGCUCAUGCAAAAGUCAGUUGUAAAUGCCAAACCAACCAGCUUCAGUAUGGUGCUAAAUGACCAGCUGAGCCCUUUUCCAUCUAGUCUUUUCUUUUCCUUUCUGUAGUUGUUUGGCAAAUAAAUACCUAGGCUAAUGUUUUUACACACCACAUGUAUAUUUUAAGCACUAUUUAAUUGUUUGUGGAAUUCUACUUUUAAUAUCAGAGUAACCAGCGUUUUAUCUCCCAAUGUACGAAAGGGCUUAUUUCUUGCUCCAAGGAGCUAAAAGUUAAUAAUAGGCAUAGAACAGUGAGUGGUUAGAAUCAGUAAGCUAAGGGGAAAGCAAGGGACUGGGCUAUGAGAGAUAAUCAUUCUUUUCACAGAUCUGCUUCUGAUGUGCUGAGUGAUGCUGGAUAAACCUCUCUGGUGGACAUCUCCACCUCAACAGCAAGUGUUGUCUUUGUCUAGAUUGUCAAUGUUUUGAGGAUAAGACUCCCUUUCUUAUUACAUGUAAUGAAAGGGUUUAUAUCAAUGAAGUUCAUUCUUAAGUGUCUAUAGAUUACUUUUUUGUCUGUCCAUGAGACAAGAGCAAGCUAUUGUCAAUAUAUUUACCUCUGCCAUUUGGAGGCCUCCACCUUCCACUGAAAGCAUCUCAAGGAUGAAACAGAUAGGAAACCUUUGGCUCACAUCAGCCUGAGAACCACAGACUCUGCUGCACUACCAACCACUAGCAACUGUCGUGGCAGAAGUGAACAACUUGUCCAGCACACGGCCAGGAGAGCUCCAUUUGCUCAUGGGUGGUCACACCUUACCUGGCUUGGUUUUGAAGAGCCUUAAAAAGCAAUGAGUAUCAAUACUAUAUUAAGGUUACAGCUUUACUUAUUCUAUGAUAAGAGAUGAGUUGUCUGAAGAAGUCAAAGUUAAUUUUUGUGACCUCUGUUUUCUCGUUUACUCUCUUAUAAGGAUCUGGAGAUCACCUUGGAGUUCUCAUCAUUGAACAGGAAACAAAGGUGUUGCAAGCAUAGAGAAGUAGCUUGGUAACCAUUCUUCCCAGUAUAAAUCAGCAAUAUAUUAAUUUCUGCAGCUGUCCUUCAGCUCCUCAAGUAAGUAAUGAGCUCUAAUGGUAGCACUGCAGGAAUACCCAAACAACCUUGCUCCCCAGCAGAAGUCUGGCCAUAGGCAAAAGUCAUGAUGGGCUGCAGAAUCAAGAGAGAGCAAAAGAAGUACUGAGCUUUAUAGAAUCACAGAAUCAUUUAGGUUGGAAAAGACCUCCAAGAUCAUCAAGUCCAACGUUUGGCUGAUCACAACCUUGUCAACUAGACUGUGGCACUAAGAGCCAUGUCCAGUUAUUUCUUGAACACCUCUAGGGAUGGUGACCCCACCACUUCCCUGGGCAGCCUGUUCCAAUGCCUGACAACAUUUCCUGUGAAGCUUUGUGAUGCUGUGGCCUCAUUGCUACUUGAACUCAAACUUGCCAGAGGACGAACUUGCUCAUACAUCAGGAGUAACUGCAGCUACAGCAAUGGGAUUUGUAUGUGCCACUGCAACCACAGAGGGGUACAUUUCCUCUCCUGCUAGGCAGAGCUUGCAGGAGCAGUAGAUGGGUAAGGACAUUAAAAGAACACAAAGAUCUGGAAAAUUCUGAUUUCCCUCCUCAUAUCUUCCAGCCAUUCUGUGUCCUGGGAAUACGUUUACUUUUUGCUCUUUCAAAACAAGGGAGUUUGAUAUCCUCAAAGAUCCACUCAGACCAGGAGAUAGGGCCAGGUGGAAAAGUGACUGUAUAUUCUUGGGGGUUAUCUCAGGUCUUCUUUUGACUUUGACAAGAGUCUCACUGCCACUGGCUCCCUUAACCAGCUCUUCCAAAAUAAGUGUUACAGAUUUAGGACAGGGGAAAACUUGUGCAGAUAAGAAACUGUAACACACACAUAUGCACAUAUUUUUGGAGCGAUAAGAUAUACACAUGAUAUACACAUAAUAAGAAAUACAACAAAUAAAAUCCAAUGAAGCAGGACAGGAUUUAAAAUGUUGCACAAGCUUACCCAGAAGUCAGACCACAGACAAAAAGAAAUCAAUUUGCACUUGUGUAGUCAAGUUAUUAUGGGACACGUGGCUCCUAUACAUAAAUUUGAAAGCAAAAUCUUAUUUGCCUGGGCUUAGUAUUUGCAUAACUGACAGGUCUAAGUUAAGUGUACUUCAGUGGUAGAGUGCCAGCCUGAACUUGCCAGAGAAAGCUCUACCUGUCAGAAGACCCUUGGGGAGAGCACGCACAUUUCUCACAGAGGACAGUUUAACAGAAUGAUUAAGCUUCAGCCUAAUUGACAAAAUGUAUUAAAACAGCACAUAAAUUUUGUGUAAUAGCCUCAGAAUGUACAAAUUAUCAGAAACAAGAUCAGCUUGUUGUUGUUUUCCUUUUUAAAUGCCUAAUAAUUUUAAAUUAUUUCAGCUAUUGGUUAUAUUUCAUGUUGAAUGAAUGUCUCAUUUUUCUUCACCCAAGAGGAAGCAUCUCUCUGAUCCUGUGUUUCUUUGAUACAGCAUUUCCUUCUUUCCUUGAAGAGAAAAAUGAGCUGGGGAUUCCUAUGUGAUCUGCUGAGUGGAGUGAAUAAAUACUCAACAGGAGUUGGAAGAAUUUGGGUAGCUGUUGUGUUCAUGUUCCGCUUACUGGUUUAUGUUGCAGCCGCAGAAAACAUCUGGAAAUAUGAACAUGAUGAAUUUGAAUGCAAUAUCAAACAGCCUGGUUGUGAAAAUGUCUGCUUUGACCAUUUUUUCCCUGUCUCCCACAUCAGACUUUGGGCUUUGCAAUUAAUCAUGGUCUCCACCCCUUCACUCUUGGUUGUUUUUCAUGUUGCCUACAGAGAGAAACACCACAACCAGAAGCUUUACAGAAACCCAGGAGAGAUAGAUGGUGGAUUGCUGUGCACUUACCUAAUCAGCCUCAUUUUAAAAAUAGGAUUUGAAAUAGUUUUUCUUGCUCUGUUUUAUAAAUUGUACAAUGGAUUCAAAAUACCACAUCUUGUGAAAUGUGACAUAAGACCAUGUCCCAGUAGCGUAGACUGCUAUAUUUCCAAACCCACAGAGAAGAUGAUUUUCCUCUCUUUUCUGGUGGCAACUUCAUGCCUGUGCAUCAUACUAAAUCUAAGUGAAUUGACUUAUCUAAUUUUCAAAUACUCCCCAAAAUGUUAUCUGAAGAGAUACAUGAAGAAACAGCAAGGCUCCAAAAGCAAUUGUCGCAAAUCAGAAACCAUUGGUUACAACAGAGCAGCACCUGAAGGACGAUUCCCCGAUAGCCCCUCAUCUUUGCCUCUGAAUAUACGAGAUGAACAUGAAAAAUGUUCCCCGUUGACUUGAAAGAAGGCUGGAGACCACCCUCCCAUUACACAAGCUGCUUUUGACAAAUUGCUUUUCCCAUGAGUGCUUUACAGAACUGAAAGGAUAGUUACAGAGGAAAUACUGUUUCUCUACUAGUUCCCCAUUACUCUAGCUGAUAAAUUCAGUUACAUUAUAUAUGUCAUACAUAAAAUCAUCGAGAUCUUUUCAUGUUUAAACAAGAAGUGUAGAAGCCUGAGAAUCCCAUGAAGUUUUAAUAUAAACACAGACGCUUAUGAUAAAUCAUGUGAAACAAUUGCUCACAGUUGUGUAUUGAAUAUUGCACAGAAUUGCUUUGGUACAAGCAAAAAGAGGCUUUUUAUAUGCAGAGGUGGAAGAACCUGGGACUGAUUAAGAAACUGAACAAUAAGGGGAUGUACAGCAUUUGUCAGGUGGGUGGAUCUGAUGACUGUUGCAACAGCAAUAGGAAAGUGCUGGUGUUUGAAGUGAACUAUGUAGUCACAUGCCCAUUCCACCAGACUAGAAAACAUAUCAAAACCAGAAAAAACCAAGAAGAGGUAGACGCAUCUAUUUUAGCCCACUUGCUUAUUUAGCUGUUUAUGGAGUACCUCCUUCUGAAAGCAUCUGAGCCCUUUACAACUUUAAGGGUAUUAAUCAUCAGAACUCAUCCUCUAAGGAAAGGCACUUGCUCAAACUUGUGCAAGCAGCACCAAGCAGCUCCCGAGUCAUUAGAUUUGUCUUCUGCUUUGUGAUUGUGGCAUUUAAGAGAAAGGAUCAUUCCCAGUUCCACAGGAGUGAGUAGAGAAAUGCAGACCACGCAAUAUGGCAGAACAGUAGCCAGUAGUCCCUAGUAUUGAAUAGCCUGGAAUCUGGUCCCUUAAGUAAGGCUGAAAAUACUGCUGCUCUUUCCUUCAGUAGAUUUCUCUGCUGUAAAAAUAUGAAAAACCUCCAGUAGAAACAAAGUAAAAAAGAAUCAUCUAUUCCCUUCCCCCCAAGUUUCAGAAUCUCUCUUAAAUACCACACACUUCUGCUCUGUGUUAUGUGUAUCAUUUGGGAAAACAGGAAAGGGAUAGAAAUUAGCUAAGACAUGUCUUCUGUUGAACCUAGACUUUUAAGACAACAGAAACUAGUGCCUAAAAAAACUUAUUUCAGGGUGGUGUGCUCUUUCUGUUGCUGAAAUGAAAGACCUUUGAACAGAUAUCAGUAGUGAGCCUGAUCAAAAUGCACCCUUUAGCAUUACAUUUAUGAGUAGUGGGGUACCAGUUACAGAAUUAACUUUAAGAACUAGUGAAUAAACUAUGUGCUUUUUGACUGUGAUUUUCAAGGUGUGUUGGUUUUUUUCCUAAAAUGAACCUACUUUUAUAAGGUUUUGCUGCCGAAUUGACCAGUGACAGCAGUCCCUCAGAUACCACCUUGCCAGCCUGUGGUCAGUUAAAGUUUUACAUCUCGAGUGAUGCUGAAUCAGUACCUAUAUCAAGACAAGGUGCUUUACGUAAUUCAGGAUGUUUCCUGUUAAAUUUCUACAUACACAGAAAUGUGGCUCAUGACAGAAAUUCCAGUUAGAAAGUCUUUUGCAGCUACUGGACAAAACCCACCAAAGAAUGCAUGAAGCAAAACCACUGCCCAUGAGCC